UGUAUAAAAUAACAUCAUCUAAUCUAAACUUUUUGUGUUCUGUGUACCUUCUUGUGUUCUGUACAUUUGAGACAUGGAGAGAGUGGAGGGACUUCUUUUUUAUGCCUCGGUAGAAGGAAAUGUAACCCUCUUGCAAAUAUUGCUUCAAGAAGAUCCAUUGAUUCUUGAUAGAGUUACUGUAAACCGUAGUGACAACAUGCCUGUACACGUGGCGUCAAUGCUUGGACAUUUCGACUUUGUCAACGAGAUCCUAAGUCGAAAGCCGCAGCUUGCCGGAGAGUCUGAUUCACAAAGACGCUUGCCCCUUCAUAUAGCAUCUGCAAAGGGGCACGUGGAAAUAGUUAAGGCGUUGUUAUCGGCUUACCCUGAGACGUGCCUUGCACGUGAUAGUGAUGGGAGAAACCCUCUCCAUCUUGCAGCCAUUAAAGGACGUUAUGAAGUUGUGAAAGAGCUGCUGCAAGCUCAACCACAUGCAGCUAGGGCCAUGGUGGAGCAGGAGACCAUCUUGCACUUGUGUGUGAAGCAUAACCAGCUGGAGGUUUUGAAGUUGUUGGUGGAGAGUUUGGGUGAUCAUGAGUUUGUAAACUCUAAGGAUGGUGAUGGCAAUAAUAUACUACACCUAGCUGUGGCCGACAAACAAAUUGAGACCAUAAACUUCUUGCUACUUAAUACAACAAUAGAAGUGAAUGCAUCAAACACAAAUAGGGAAACAUCUAUGGAUAUAUUGGCUCAAGGUCCAAAAGAUGUGAAAGAUAGACAAAUCAUACGAUCCCUAACACGAGCAGAUGCUGUUGAGCCAGAAACAGAAGGUUUGAUAGAAAAAAUUCCUCAAAAAUGGAUAAGCAAAAUGAGUUCAGAUAAUAAGAACCUGUUCCCGCCUAUUAGCCAAAAGAAUAGAGAAGACUGGUUGUACAAGAAGCGAGACACUUUGAUGGUUGUGGCAUCAUUCAUAGCAACCAUGGCCUUUCAAGUAGGUACUAAUCCUCCGAGUGGUGUUUGGCAUCAUCCAGUUUUACACCAUAUCUUUCUGAUUAGCAACACGGUGGGUUUUCUUUCGACUCUUAGCAUCAUCUUGUUGCUUAUUAGUGGAUUGCAUUUCUCGAAGCAUCGUGGACAUGUUUCCACAGGGAUUAUGAUAGUUAUCAUGUGGAUUGCUACCACGUCGAUGUCAAUCACUUAUUAUGUUUCCAUAACGGUUACAACACCACUACAUCAGGCUAAGACAAUUAGACCUCUGUCAGUUAUCAUUGUGUUUGUGUGGAUAGGGUUGAUGACUCUUGUGGUUGGGCGAUACAUGCUUCUGCUGAUGGCAAUAACAAAGAAGAUCAUAAAGCUUAGCUACCGACGGUCCCCCGAAACUACUAAAAACCUCAACCGGUCCCGGUUUUCGGUCCCAUAACCGGUCCCGGUCCCGGUCCCGGGCCGGUCCUUUGUCGGUCCCGGUCCCGGUCCUCCGUUAAGUCUAAUCGUCAUAAACGAUGUUCAAAUUUAUGUAUCUUGUAAAAUAUUUAGCCGUUCAAGUCUUAAAUUUGUGUGUAUUUCCUCACAAGAGGAAAAAAACCUUUGUUAUUGAUGGUUAUUUCAGCAUGCAGUGAUUAAAUAAGAAGAACU
Cynara cardunculus var. scolymus (artichoke) is the source of this 1611-nucleotide messenger RNA. RefSeq names its product ankyrin repeat-containing protein ITN1-like. The record is from RefSeq and is a predicted model, not a curated record. NCBI's taxonomy places the organism in Eukaryota, Viridiplantae, Streptophyta, Magnoliopsida, Asterales, Asteraceae. Gene Ontology annotation, molecular function: protein binding. Bases 74 to 1399 code for a protein of 441 amino acids. The transcript has 2 exons.